GGCACAUUCUACCGCAAGGCGACAAGCUAGCCGUAACCAACCAGAGCACCGCCGCACCGGUGCGUCUCAUUUUGUCGCGCGCGCUCCAGAAAUGGCCGGGACAGGCCCCUCGCGCCGCCACGCCGACCACAUCCCCAGGCCGCCGCCGCGACCGGUUCCGCCGCCGCCGGUGCCGGUGCCGCCUUGGGUCAUCCUGGGGCGCGUGCUGGAAACGGACGCGGUCCCUGCGGGCGCCGACUUCGUCCUCGCUCACGCCCCACCCCCAGCAAUCGCCCACCUCUCCCUCUCCCCGCACAUAUGCCUCCUCCACAGCCAGUCCACCGGCCCCCCCUUCCUCCUCGCCGCCGACGAGCGCGGACGCCACCUCCUCGUCGCCACCGGGGGAGGUUGGCCGCGCCCUCCAGACGACUCCCGCCUUGCGACGCUCCAGAACGCCACGCCGCUGGAAGGCCUCGAGUACCGAGUCUGCGAUGAGUCCAACCGCGAGGCCUUCAAGCUCCCCACGCCUUCCGAUCACGGCAUCGACAUCGGCAUCGCCCACCCCGACAACCUGGGCAUCAUCACCGCCACCGGCCGCGGACCCGGAGGCGGUAGAUUCUACGUGGUCGCUGAGCUCCAGCACAUCUCCCCGCCGGACAACGUCCGCGAGCAGAAGUGCACCCUGCUCCGCUACUGGUCCGACACCCGCCGUUGGACCCCGACGGUGCUCAAGUACCCGACGCCCGCGCGGCAGCGGGGAAGCAACGGCGUCAUCGCCCACGAGGGGAGGCUCUGGUGGGUCGACCUGAUCUGGGGCAUCCUCUCCUGCGACCCUUUCGCCGAACAACCGGCGCUCCGCUUCGUCCCGCUACCCCUCGGCUGCGCCGUGAUGGGCCAUCGCGCGGACCAUAUCGAGAAGUUCCGCUGCAUCGGGGUGAGCAACGGCAAACUGCGGUACGCGCAGAUGAUGCGCGACUGCUACUUGGCCCCCGGCACUCCCAAUGCUGUCAAGACAUGGACGCUGACGGACCCGGACACCGGCAGCUGGACGCCGGAGUGCGACGUGGGCUUUGCCGAGAUCUGGGCUGAUGCGAGCUACAAGGACACCAGGCUGCCAGAGAGGAACCCCGCCCUCGGCCUCAUCCACCCCAAGGACCCCGACGUCGUGUACUUCUUCCUGGACAAGCAUCUCUUCAGCGUCAACCUCCGCGUGAAGAGGGUCCUGGAGUGCGUGUUGUGCAAUGAUUUGCGCAUGCCGACGUUCCAGCGGCACGACGUCUCCUCCCGCUUCGUGCACGCUUUGCAGUUUCCACCAUCCAUUUAUCACGAGCUCAGGGCACUAGGGCAGGCUGACUAAGAUGGGUAAUGCCCCCCGGCCAGGUAAUGCGUACAUGACAAACAUCCAAACCAACAUGCACUAUGUAAUCGUCUCAUUGGAAUGCCUUUCGCUGGCACGCAGCUGGAAUGGUGCCUGACUCUGAGUUGACAGAGGUUUAGCACUUAAGUCCAGUUUGGAAAGUAGUUUCCUGCAUUUGGUGUUCAUUGCUGAUUUGAUUUCCUAGGUGACCUUAA
Brachypodium distachyon (stiff brome) is the source of this 1551-nucleotide messenger RNA. RefSeq lists its product as uncharacterized. The transcript is spliced from 2 exons. NCBI's taxonomy places the organism in Eukaryota, Viridiplantae, Streptophyta, Magnoliopsida, Poales, Poaceae. The coding region runs from base 92 to 1336 and encodes 414 amino acids. The record is from RefSeq and is a predicted model, not a curated record.